Hylaeus anthracinus is the source of this 1308-nucleotide messenger RNA. RefSeq lists its product as uncharacterized. The transcript has 8 exons. The coding region runs from base 181 to 1005 and encodes 274 amino acids. The record is from RefSeq and is a predicted model, not a curated record. NCBI's taxonomy places the organism in Eukaryota, Metazoa, Arthropoda, Insecta, Hymenoptera, Colletidae.
UAAAUGUCGCGUGGCGAGACGCGGAAACUCGCCGCUGGUCGGCGCCACCGUACCGACGUCCGGUAUACUAGUCCACAUUUUUGGCGGCAGCCGCCCAGUCUAAGGUCCAAUCUCCGAACCGAACGGUCGUCCGAAAUACUUAGCGAACGAGUGAGUUUAACAGUUCAGUAGAGCGGUAAAAUGGACGCGCGCUUCAGAAGCAAUCUCGACAUGAUUGGGCGCAACGAGCCCAUCACAAGGAAAGCCAAAUUCUGGCAAAGUUAUGUCCGAGCCUUAAAAGGCACCGAUGAUAUGAGGGCUCCUGAACACACGCACAGACCCCGCAGCAUUUUCCGCUCUGAUUACCCUGAGCUGUCCUCCUCGUGGCCUUUCGGAAAGUCUAUCUUUGAAAAUCCCAUUCACGCGGCCGAUCGCAUCAAUGUUCCUGGAUACAGGUACUUGCCCGUUCACCGUGAGAUCUACGGUUACUCACCGAGGCAGAUCUACCCCCAUCAAUACAAACCUGUAGAACGCUUCACCCCCGCGAAACCAUUCGACCCUGAGAAAGCUUGGACCGACCAUCUGAACCGUUUGGCAGACAUCGACAGGAUGUACCCAAGCAAAACGCCUCUACUCUCUCGGCAUAUAAGCCCUCCGCUCAGUGCGAAACGAUUGUUCGACAUCCACGGUAACCUGUUAUUCGAUAACGAUUUCUUACCGUCUUUCUCUACAUUGCUUCGGAGGAAGCCUUUAUUCGACCUUCUCGAACCAUCACCAAUGGCACCGGUCAGUGCGUUCACCAGAGACCCAUGGUGGUACCCGAGCUACGCUCCUUAUAUCCCGGGCUAUGCUCAAAGAGCCACCCCGUUCUAUCUAAGGGACAGUUACCUUAGCCCUGUAAAGCGUAGCUACCUGUGGAGCCGACAUCCAAUCAGGCCUCUCGGAGCGUUAUACUACUAUUAUUCGCAGCCAGUUCCACGAUUUCACUUUAGCAGCCCGUGGUACAAUAAACGUACCACAUAUUAAGAAAAAAAACUCACGUCUACUGAUGACUGUGUCGCCCCACAUGGAACGCAUGAUACGAAAAGAAGCGAUGAAAAAAGUGAAAUAAAACCACGAAAAAAUAAAACAAAAAAUAGAUAUGAAACAGUAUUCGCAUCGUAUCCCAAAAAACCGUUCGACACCUAUUGCCUGACUCUUUGUCUUUUGUUUCUCACAGUGCGUACCAUCGUCCACGGAGUUUUAUUUAUUAACAUUUCUCGACACCAUGGUUUAUUGUACUCUUCAUACGUACUGUCUACGAAUAAAAUAAACACUGCCCAAAUUUUA